This is a messenger RNA of Colletotrichum higginsianum IMI 349063, 729 nucleotides long. RefSeq lists its product as uncharacterized. The record is from RefSeq and is a predicted model, not a curated record. The coding region runs from base 1 to 729 and encodes 242 amino acids. Gene Ontology annotation, biological process: double-strand break repair. The transcript has 2 exons. Gene Ontology annotation, cellular component: nucleus; site of double-strand break. NCBI's taxonomy places the organism in Eukaryota, Fungi, Ascomycota, Sordariomycetes, Glomerellales, Glomerellaceae.
AUGCCUCUUCCCAGCCAUAACAACGACCAUAACCCGCCAAGCUUUGGACUACCCACUGCUGCCCCCGUCUUGGAAUAUAUAUGCCUGUUUACCCACGAUCUGAAACGCAAGCAGAAGCGCUGGCAAGAUGGUCGACUCAAAUUCCACACGUUCAACAAGCGAAUAAUGGUGUACGAUGAGAAAGGGAACUUCAUCGGAGACAUGCAUUGGCGCGAGGACAUGGACUUCGGAGAAGGCGAAGAACUCAACCUGGAGCGAGGUGCCGUUAUAGUUCAGGUUGCCGAGUGCGUCGGCAGCAAGGACCAGGAUCUCACCGCCCUUCUCGACAAGAGAGCCAGGGAAGUUGAGCAGAGACAUGCUCGCUCUUCUACCGCCGCCGCGGAUUCGCCUCUUCCUACUAUGCGACUGUCUGCCGUAUCCCAGAACCAUCCCCAGGCCCAGUUCAGACAACGUCACCUUGCCGACGUUUUCAACACUCCCCGCGGGCCACAGGGAAGGGCUUCCAUACCCACGACCUCCCCCUACGAUGAACGCAUCGCGGCACAGCAGACCUCUAGCCCCCUGGAUGAGAAUCAGAGACCUGCAAAGAGGAGGAAGAGAGACCUUUCACCGCCAAGCAAAUUCGGUUACGCACAAAACUUAUUCGGCGCAACUUUGAACCUCUCAUCUUGGACGGCCAUUGCUCCGAAAUGGCAGACCAUCGAGGCCGCGAACUUCUACGAUUGUUGA